AUGGAUGUAGAUAUUUUGCGGAUCCUAGAUAGAUCCUUACGUUUUGCAUCGUCUCAAAAACGAUAUAAAGCAUCAGUUUAUGACAUUGAGUUAGUGUUUUUCUAUGAGGGAAUCAAAAUAGGAUCAUUAGAAACAGAAAUGAAGCAACGUGUGGGGACCAAUUAUGAUUUGAAAGAAGAUGUAUCUGCAUCUGAAGUAACGUCCCGUUUUAUGGACACAUCUUCAACGCUUAUGAACAAGCUUUUGGGCCCGGAACUGACAGGUAUUAAUGAUAAACAGCCCGAUUAUUAUUUAUCACAUCUUCCUGUUUUUCCUCCUAAAUACACGUACAUGAGCACUCCAAUAUAUAUACAGCGGACUACGUCUCCCCAUGAGAUUCGGGAGUUGUCUGCAAGGCAAAGCCGUUUAGCAGAAAAUGCUUUAUGGAAAAUUAUUCAAAUUGAAAACAAACAAGAGCUCAAUACAGAAAAUAAAGCUCAAGAAAAACAAGAUGCGCUCUUUUUAAAGGUAUGGAAGGAUAUGGGAUAUGAUAGUGAUGGCUAUAUACCUUAUAAAGGUCUUGUUAACUGGGAAACUGACCGAUAUACUCGUCAAUUUAAAAAUACUUUCUAA
Messenger RNA from Pneumocystis jirovecii RU7, 612 nucleotides. RefSeq lists its product as uncharacterized. Gene Ontology annotation, cellular component: transcription factor TFIID complex. Gene Ontology annotation, biological process: transcription initiation at RNA polymerase II promoter. The record is from RefSeq and is a predicted model, not a curated record. NCBI's taxonomy places the organism in Eukaryota, Fungi, Ascomycota, Pneumocystomycetes, Pneumocystales, Pneumocystaceae. The coding region runs from base 1 to 612 and encodes 203 amino acids. The transcript has 2 exons.